CCCGCGCCACAAGCUUCGCCGCCUCCGCCUCCGCCUCGCAGCCCACGCCGUGGGUGGCCGCACCGUUAUGCCAUGAUGGCCGUCACCAUCGUAUCCUCCUCCGCCGCGCCGCCACCGCGCGCGCGCGGCACCCGGAGGCCAGCGACCAGCCACGCGCCUCGCGUCCUCCGCGGCGGGGGCCGCGGCCUCGCCCUCGCAGGCGCGCUCGGCCUCCUCGCGAAUGGCGCCGCGCUCGCCGCGCCGCUUUCCUACGAGGAGACGCUGCGGCUGUCGACGGACUCCGGCGGCGGCGGUGGAGGGGGCGAGUUCGCGCUCCCGGACCUCGGCCUCGGCGGGUUGGUCGACUUCGUGACGCAGAACCCGCUCGUGGCCGCGGCGGGGGUCGCCGCGGUGGCGCUGCCGCUGGUCCUCGCUCAGGUGCUGGGCGGCGCCUCCAAGCCGUACGGCGUCGUGUCGGCGGCCGCCGCGUACCGGACGCUGCUCGAGGAGCCCGGCGCGCAGCUCGUCGACAUCAGGCCGCCCGGCGACGCCCGGGAGACCGGCUCGCCGAACCUCCGGGAGGCGAAGAAGAAGGCGGUGGCCGUGCCGUACGACGGGGAGGACAAGAACGGCUUCCUCAAGAAGCUCUCGCUGAGGUUCAAGGACCCCGAGAACACCACAUUGGUCAUCCUUGACAAGUUUGAUGGGAAUUCCGAGCUUGUUGCUGAGCUUGUCACAGCCAAUGGUUACAAAGCUGCUUUUGCGGUGAAGGAUGGUGCAGAGGGACGUCGAGGAUGGCUGAGCACUGAUCUUCCCUGGGCAACUCCUACGAAGGGAUUCAGCCUAAGUGAUCUAGUUGGGGAUGGCGCAGAUGGUUUGCCUGUCACCCUUGGGCUAGCUGCAGCUACUGGUUUGGGAAUACUCGCCUAUACAGAGAUAGAGACUGUGCUGCAGUUUUUGGGUUCAGCUGCCAUUGUCCAGCUAGUGGCAAGCAAACUCAUAUAUGCUGAGGACCGAAAGAAAACCCUUAAACAGAUCGAUGAGUUCUUUAACAAAAAGGUUGCUCCAAAGGAGCUUGUUGAUGAAAUAAAGGAAAUCGGUCAAGCUCUGCUGCCUUCUAGUAAUACCAAGAGCCAACCAGCGACAGCAGUCGCUGCUCCAGCUGCUGCCACAGCUACUGCUGCACCACCGGCAGCACCAGCAGAAGCUGCUCCAGCUGCUGCCUCAGCUACUGCUGCACCACCGGCAGCACCGGCAGAUGAAGCCAGCACAGAGGCAGCUCCUGCAGCACCAACAUCUCUUUCACCAUAUCCAAAUUAUCCGGAUCUCAAACCACCAUCCUCCCCUUCGCCGCUUGCACCAGCUGGGGCAGCUAAAAUUGAAUCACAGGCUGAGAGCACAGCAACCGAAUCUCCAGCAGCAGUCAACUCAACACCAGUAUCAGAAGCGCCUCCUGCAGCUCCUAGACCUCUUUCGCCUUAUCCGAAUUAUCCAGACCUCAAACCGCCAUCAUCGCCUUCACCAUCAGCGCCAUAGGAAUGAUGAGUGGCUGAGGACGAGUUCACGGUUGAUCUCGACGGCAUCUGUACAAGAUAUCACCAAGCCUAGAGGAAAUGGAAUCGAGUUGUUCAUAUGAUACCAGCAUCUCAAGGAAGAGUGUUUGUUGUGUAUCACAAAUGUAGUAGUCCUUAGCACAUUGGGGGCAAGUUUUCUAAGUACGUCUGUGGGGGUAUGGUGUAUCCAGUGAUGUGUUCUAAUUUUCACUUUGUUUUCAUCUUUUUGCACCUGUAAAUGUGGAAUCGCUAGCACUAAAUAGUUCCAUGCCCUGUGCUAUUCUUGACAUGCUUUGCGUGUAAAUCACUUUCACAUGGAUGAAAGAACAUGAGUUGGAAA
Messenger RNA from Oryza brachyantha (malo sina), 1872 nucleotides. Its product is annotated as protein THYLAKOID RHODANESE-LIKE, chloroplastic. The coding region runs from base 73 to 1515 and encodes 480 amino acids. The transcript is spliced from 9 exons. NCBI's taxonomy places the organism in Eukaryota, Viridiplantae, Streptophyta, Magnoliopsida, Poales, Poaceae. The record is from RefSeq and is a predicted model, not a curated record.